Molecule: messenger RNA, 1047 nt
Organism: Abrus precatorius (Indian licorice)
Lineage: Eukaryota; Viridiplantae; Streptophyta; Magnoliopsida; Fabales; Fabaceae
Product: histone-lysine N-methyltransferase ATXR4
Exons: 7
Coding region: 88-990 (300 amino acids)
Cellular component (GO): nucleus
Molecular function (GO): protein binding
Source: RefSeq, a predicted model, not a curated record
GUUUGAAAUUGCAUUAAUCACUUCCUUGGCUAUUUUCAUGUUAGGCCAUUGCAUCAGUUGAAGAAGAACAAUACCAAAACUAAGAAAAUGCCUCUUUCACCUUCACUCUCACGCCGCUUCGCUUCACGCUUCUUCGCUAAGCCAUUCUCCACCACCCCAUCGCCACCGCCUCCCAUCCGCGUCGCACUCACCGAAUCCGCCGGCCGCGCCGUCUUCGCCACCCGCCCAAUCGCCGGAGGCCACCUCAUUCAUACCGCUAAACCCGCCGUCAUCCACCCCGCCACCCACACAGCCUGCUACUCCUGCCUUGCCACGCUCCCUCAACGCGCGUCGUUUUGUAGCCAACACUGCCUCCAACGCUCUGAGGGAUAUCACAGUGUUGAGAUGAAGGCAAAUUGGGGGGCUUUUGAUGACUAUUGCCGGACCCGUGGUUUGAAAUAUCCCUUUCUGGUAAAGCGAUUGGCUUGCAUGGUCAUAUCAGGAGAUGCCAAAAGUGACAGUCUUGACAUACUUCAGCCUGCCAAUUUGAUGCCUGAGAUGGUUUUAGAGAUGGAAGAAGAGUUUGCCUUGCUAAGGAAUGCCUUCACAAAGGCACUUAUUGCGGAUGAAAAUAUUGCCUUUUUGACUAAGCAAUGGUACAUUAAUGUUUUGGCACGAAUUCGAAUCAAUGCAUUUCGUAUUGAGUUGGCUGGAGGACUAUAUGAAGAUCUUUUUGCAUCAGCAGUUGCAUCUGUGGAAGCUGAAGCUGCUGUUGGAAAUGCUGUCUAUAUACUUCCAUCCUUCUACAAUCAUGAUUGUGAUCCUAAUGCACACAUUAUAUGGAUAGAUAACGCUGAUGCAAAAUUGAAGGCACUCCGUGACAUUGACGAAGGUGAAGAACUCAGAAUCUGCUAUAUUGAUGCCAGCCUGGACCGUGAUGCUCGGCAAGAGCUACUGUUUCGAGGUUUUGGUUUUCAAUGCAAUUGUAGUAGGUGCUUGCAUGGAGAUUAGUUAUCCUUCUGAUUUUCUUGUAGACCAUGACCUGGUGGGACACACUAUCAAGUUUGG